UUCGUGGCGGGAAGACACGCUCGGAUGUUCCGGUAGAGAUCAGACGUAAUGGCCUCUGCCAUGGAGCAGCCGGGGGCUGCGGCCGGGGUGGAGGACCGCGGAGUGGUGAGGGAUGUGCCGCAGGCCGCGGAGGGCAACACCGAGGACCGCAUCCGCCUGCUGCUCAGUAAAAUUGAAGACCUGGAAAAUGAAAUUGAAGAUGUAAAAAGUAAUUUUGAAAUGAAAAAUCUUGCACUAAACAGGAUGAAACUUGCAGCUGCACUUAAAAAUAACAUGGAAAAGGUGGGCGUUGAGAGUAGCAUGCUCACUGAUGACAUGAAGCACAUAUUAAAGCUACAGACGUCGAUAAUGAAGUCACAGGAAGAGUCUUCGGAAUUAGAGGAAAAGCUGCUUGAUGUCAGGAAGAAGAGACUUCAAUUAAAACAGACUUCAAGAAGCAAGCUUUUAGAAAUACAAACGGAGAAGAGCAAACAGAAGGAGGAUUUGGACACUAUGGAAAAUUCGGAAAUGAUAAAGACCAUGCAAAAGAAGCUACAGACGGAGAUAAAGAUUACCACAGUCAUUCAGCAUGUGUUCCAGGGCCUUAUUUUGGGGAGUAAAAUCAACUGGGCAGAGGAUCCUGCCCUCAGGGAAAUUGUGUUGCAGCUGGAGAAGAAUCUCACCACCAUCUAAUAAGAAUCCUGCUUUGGCAUUUGAACAUUGUCAUUUAAAUAGCAGAGUUCAUGGGAAAUUAAGAAGUGGUUUUGGAACUGUUCUGAUGCUUCAGUUCUGAGGGUUUUAUUUUUAAUAUGAUCACUAAAGUGACUGGCAUGCUCUGCAGGAGUCUGAACACAAAGAAGGCAUCUAUCUGGUCCAAUUGUCACAGAAUGUGGACAUUUUACAACCAUUUCCCAGUAGUCCCGAUGUAUCUGUGCAUUGGUUUGUCAGCCAGCAUUAGAAAAGCAUCCACAGUGUAAAGGGUCAUUGAUUGUUUAAGUAAGGUUGUAGGUUGUGACUUUUUAUUUUUUUCCCUUAUCUGUUUAGCAAGCAUUUUAUUUU
Molecule: messenger RNA, 1038 nt
Organism: Onychomys torridus (southern grasshopper mouse)
Lineage: Eukaryota; Metazoa; Chordata; Mammalia; Rodentia; Cricetidae
Gene: Cenph
Product: centromere protein H
Exons: 7
Coding region: 49-672 (207 amino acids)
Biological process (GO): mitotic spindle organization; kinetochore assembly; chromosome segregation
Cellular component (GO): nucleus; kinetochore
Molecular function (GO): kinetochore binding
Source: RefSeq, a predicted model, not a curated record